Magnolia sinica is the source of this 1285-nucleotide messenger RNA. Its product is annotated as ubiquitin-conjugating enzyme E2 22-like. The record is from RefSeq and is a predicted model, not a curated record. Bases 349 to 1122 code for a protein of 257 amino acids. NCBI's taxonomy places the organism in Eukaryota, Viridiplantae, Streptophyta, Magnoliopsida, Magnoliales, Magnoliaceae. The transcript has 7 exons.
GGAGUAAUCCGCCUAUAAAUACCCACAUCAGAGACAAUAACACGUCAUCUCUCUCUCUCUCUCUCUCUCAAUCAUCUCAUUUCGCUCUUUGAAUCGCAGCAGCGGAGAAAUUUCAAAGCCCUGGCAUUUUCUCUCUCUCGGUCUCUCACCGGACUCGGAAAGAAACUUGGUCAGCAUUGCUGCGGUGUUUCCAGAGAUAGAGCAUGAAAUUGUAGUUAACUGUAUGCUUUUAUUUGAAUAUUAGAGACCUUGCUGCAUCAUCCAUCAGAAGGUUCCGUUGCUUCUCAAGCACAGGAGGCAGGAGUUUCUUUUGACACCGUUCUGUUAACUAGCCCCUUCCUUUGGCUGAUGGCAACGAAUGAAAAUCUUCCACCGAAUGUGGUCAAACAACUUGCCAAGGAAUUGAAAAAUCUUGAUGAAAUCCCACCAGAGGGCAUUAAAGUAUGUAUACAUGAUGAUGAUUUCUCCACUAUAUUUGCCGAUAUUGAGGGUCCUGCUGGAACUCCAUACGAAAAUGGCAUUUUCCGAAUGAAGCUAUUAUUAUCACAUGACUUCCCACACUUGCCACCCAAAGGUUACUUUCUGACAAAAAUCUUUCAUCCAAACAUUGCAACUAACGGCGAGAUCUGCGUCAAUACGCUGAAGAAGGAUUGGAAUCCAAGCCUUGGACUGCGACAUGUUCUGCUUGUGGUCAGGUGUUUACUGAUAGAGCCAUUCCCAGAAUCGGCCCUGAAUGAACAGGCAGGCAAGAUGUUACUUGAGAAUUACGAGGAGUAUGCAAGGCAUGCCAGGCUCUAUACUGGCAUUCAUGCCCUUAAACCAAAGCCCAAGUCCAAGUCAGGUGCCAUAUCCGAGUCCACAACUGCUCUCAAUGUCGACCAGACGAACAUGGUUUCCAACACAGCCAAGCUGCCACCUCCCCCAUUGGUGAACAAAGGAGGCAGUGGAGGGAUCAACAGCCAAGAUCAGCCUGUGGUCGCUGCCCCAUCAGUGGAGACCACAGCAGCAGCUGUUGAGGCGUCGGCAGUGGUUCAAAAGAAGGAAGGUGUAGCCGCGGCUGCAAAGGUCCACGUUGACAAGAAGAAGAUGGAUGCAAGGAAGAAAAGCUUGAAGAGAUUAUAAAGAGGAGGGGGACCAAAAGGGCCUCCAAACGAAUGUAAGAUGAAAUUGGUACUGCCUCACUCAGAAAAGAGGAACUCGAAAAAGGCUGUAUCUGUGUGAUAUGGGGUUAUCGUUAUUUAUUAAUUGGAGAGGGAUGAUAGACGGGUGGGAACAAUAACAUGGG